AUGCCGCCCAAACGUGCUACACGCCGUGCUGGCGCAACUCCUCAACGACCACAUCAGGAACCUGAAUUUGAGUCAAUACUCGACCUUGUGCAAGGGCCUGUUUUGCCCAGUGUUCCAGUCCAAGCAUCAUUCAAUUAUGGCGCUGCUACUACCACAGCAUUACCUCAGCGCAUGUCGAUCCGACCCAACAUGGGGAUAGAUCAGAUAGCUGGGGUAGUUGAUGCCCGUCUUGAGACUGCUCGAAAGCGAACAGCCGCUACGAAGAAGAAGCAAGGCGUUCAAGCACGCCAGCCAAAGCGUGAGCCAACCCCCGACCAAACCCAGCUUCAGCAGUCGCUGCAUAAUGCAGUAGACGAACACUCCGAUAAGACUCCUUCGCCUCCGGUUCCACAUUCGAUCUCUACGGACUCUAGUCCUGACGCUCAACCCCCAUUGCAACGACACUUGUCAAACUCUCCGCUUUAUCCAUCGCCGCUUCAACGGAUGGGAUCUCCUCGUAUUAAUAAUCCUCCGGGCAGCAGCUCGCCAUUCCGCCACAGCUCCGUUGAUAAUGUUUCUGUCGCGUCUUGGAAUCUAGAACGUGAUAUUAACGAAGAUGACCUACAAAGAACGCGGCCAAGCAAACAUGGACGCAACAUCACAGCGCCCCCUCGACGAAUUUCUGGCCUGGCUAAUGUUCUCGAGGAGGAUGAGGAAGACACCGAGUUUGAACCGGCGAUAUAUCAAGAUUUCGAGCCCGACAUCCCCAAGGAAAGCGUUUUGCGUCGAUGGCUAGGAGCAGUGCGACCCCGACGUCGGGAGCCUGACAGUCAUCGGGAGCCAGAGAGUCGUCGGGAGCCAGAGAGUCGUCGGGAGCCAGAGAGUCGUCGGGAGCCAGAGAGUCGUCGGGAGCCAGAGAGUCGUCGGGAGCCAGAGAGUCGUCGGGAGCCAGAGAGUCGCAAUGAACCCCCCAGCGAGUCACAACGAAAAAGCUGGACGCAGACAUUUGAAGCAGCAAUGGAGGGCGGCUACCAAAAUUGGAUUCGGGCUGCGUUCUAUCUGCUUUUGUUUCUGAGCUUCAUCUUCGUGCCCCUCAUCGCCGCAAAGUUUCGUGAAUAUCUAGACCACGGUGCUCUGGAUUGGGAUUCCUCUUCGAACAUAAACAUAUCUAAACCGGAAGUUUUCCAUAGCCUUCGGAGUCAGGUAUCAAAAUUGGACGUUCAGAUGUCAUCCUUGUCGAAUGAGAUCAAUUCUGUUCGAUCAGAACAGUCGCUUUCCAACGUUCAUGAUUCAGCGCCCACAGAUGCAAACCUCCAUCGGAAGCCAGUCUAUAAGGUAAAUUUCCUCUCGGUGGCGUUGGGGGCAAUGAUUGACCCAGCCAAAACUUCACCGACUUUGGGUCCCAAACAGAGCGCAUCCUUACGAGCACUCCUGUGGGCGAGCUCGUUUGUUGCCAGGCGCUCCAUUCGAGCACCACAAUCUCCCAUGUCUGCCCUUACCACGUGGGAAGAGGUAGGCGACUGCUGGUGCAGUGCCCCUCGCAAUGGAACGACUCAACUAUCUGUACUUCUCGGCCGCGACAUCGUGGCAGAAGAGUUGAUAGUUGAGCACAUUCCCGUGGGCGCUUCUCUCGAACCAGAGGCGGCACCUCGAACAAUCGAGGUGUGGGCUCGCUUCAAAGUGAACCCCCACAAAAUACCAGUCAAAGCCAAACCAACACCCGAGGCUAAACCUGGCCGUGUUGGCUUCCUGAAAGUCUUCGGAGAUGCCACAGUGUCACAACCGCCACCGUCCACCCAGGCCCCUUCGUCCCGUGAAACGGGACUUGGAGGAUUCCUAAUCCCUGGAAUUGGCUCACUUCACGGGCUGGUAAUGGAUCUAUUGCGUCGGAGCAACCCCUUUGAGCCCCCUAGCGCUUACUCGGAUGACCCAAUUCUCGGCCCCAACUUCUACCGCAUCGGGAAAGUGGAAUACGACCUCCACGGCCCGGACUACGCGCAAGCAUUCAAGCUGAACACCAUCGUCGACGUGUCAACCAUCCGUGUGGACAAGGUUGUUUUCCGAGUGACUUCAAAUUGGGGUGCAAACCACACCUGCAUCUACCGAUUCAAAUUACACGGGCACCUCUAG
Molecule: messenger RNA, 2109 nt
Organism: Penicillium psychrosexuale
Lineage: Eukaryota; Fungi; Ascomycota; Eurotiomycetes; Eurotiales; Aspergillaceae
Exons: 1
Coding region: 1-2109 (702 amino acids)
Biological process (GO): nuclear envelope organization
Cellular component (GO): meiotic nuclear membrane microtubule tethering complex; nuclear envelope
Molecular function (GO): protein-membrane adaptor activity
Source: RefSeq, a predicted model, not a curated record